Messenger RNA from Impatiens glandulifera, 3051 nucleotides. Its product is annotated as serine/threonine-protein kinase CTR1. Gene Ontology annotation, biological process: protein phosphorylation. Gene Ontology annotation, molecular function: ATP binding; protein kinase activity. The coding region runs from base 149 to 2674 and encodes 841 amino acids. The record is from RefSeq and is a predicted model, not a curated record. Lineage: Eukaryota; Viridiplantae; Streptophyta; Magnoliopsida; Ericales; Balsaminaceae. The transcript has 16 exons.
UUUCCUCUCGAAGUGAUAAUUUCUAGUGAGAGAAAAUCUAGAGAGACGGUGCUACUUGAAGGCCAAAUCCUAUACAAUCCAACUAGUCAAAUGGAAUCUUGAUCUUCUCUUCGAACAAUCUUCACAAUCUCUUCUUGCCGUCAUUUCCAUGGAAAUGCCUGGCCGCCGGUCGACGAACUACACUCUUCUCAGCCAAACUCCCGACGACUAUCCUCACCCGACGCCGCCGCCGACGACGACGCAGUUUGCUGCUUCAUACAUGGAACCUCUAUCUGGAGAUAACAAUAAAGGUAAUAAAUCGGAGAAAGUUUUUGAUUGGGAUUUAAUUCAGCAUCCUCCAGGUAGAACAGGAACAGGAGGGAUCGGUUUACAGAGGCAGUCAAGUGGUAGCAGUUUCGGUGGGAGUUCAAUCUCCGGAGAAGGUUAUAUGCCGUCAGCUGCGGCAAGCGAUCCUGAUUUUUACAGUCAUGUACAGGACGAUUCGUUUAAGGUUAGCGCCGGAGGAGGAUCAGAAUUUAUUUCUAAGUCGUCCGAGACUAGGUUAGGAGGAUCGUCUUCUUCGAGAACUUGGGCUCAGCAAACGGAGGAAAGUUAUCAGUUACAGCUGGCUUUGGCACUUCGUUUAUCAUCUGAAGCUUCUUGCGCUGACGAUCCGAAUUUCCUGGAUCCAGUUUCUGACGAAUUUGAAUCUCGAUCAUUUACUCUAUCUGGCUCACUUGAGCUCAUCUCUCAUCGGUUUUGGGUCAGUGGACGCUUAUCAUAUUCUGACAAAAUUCCGGAUGGGUUUUAUUCAAUUCAUGGCAUGGACUCGUAUGUUUGGGUCAUGUGCAAUGACCUCCAAGAAAGUGGACGUAUUCCAUCACUUAAUAUGCUCAAAGCUGUUGAUCCCAGCAUAGAUUCUUGUGUCGAGGCGAUAUUGGUGGAUAAACAUUCUGAUCACAGCUUAAAGGAAUUGCAGAUCAGAAUUCAUAAUGAUUCCCGCUGUUGCACGAAUACGGUUGAAAUAGUUGACCACCUAGCAAAAAUGGUUUGCGAGCGUAUGGGGGGAGUAGCUUCUACUGGAGAAGACGCCCUUAUUCCUUUAUGGAAGGAAGCUACUGAUGAACUCAAGGAUUGUUUACGAUCUGUUGUGCUUCCUAUUGGUACCCUUUCUGUUGGUCUCUGCAGACACAGAUCAUUGCUUUUUAAAGUUUUAGCUGAUGCAAUUGAUUUACCCUGCCGUAUUGUCAAGGGAUGCAAAUAUUGCAAGAAUGAGAAUGCUUCCUCCUGUCUAGUCCGCUUUGGCCUGGAGAGGGAGUAUCUGGUUGACUUAAUUGGGCAACCUGGGUAUUUAUGUGCACCAGAUUCCUUGUUAAAUGGCCCAUCUUCCAUUUCAAUUUAUUCCCCAUUGUGCUUCCCACGAUUUAGGCAAGUUGAAUCUGCAAUUGAUUUUGGAUCACAAGCCAAACAAUACUUUUCUGACUGCGAAGUCCUUAAUCUUGUAUUUGAUGAUUCACCCCCAGAGGAUAUUAUUGGUGAUUCUGCUGGAGACUUGAUGCUUGGCAAACAACUCGAUGGGUUAGAUAGACGUAGGAAUAUGCUUGCUCUUCCUCAACCACAGGUCACCCGGAAUAGUACUAGUGCUGGAGAUUUGUUACAUUUUGAAAGCUGUAGUGCUCAAGGUACUAUGAGCACGAUAAAUACAUCAGCAGAGUUGGCUGCUCAAAAUCAUUUUCGUCAUGAUAUGUCCAGUCUGGAGGGAAAAAGAAUAGAAAAUUCAAGGUUUCAUCAGCAAGAUCAGAGCAUGAAGCCAAGUGCAGAGCUUAUCCCUGAUAUUGAUCAUUUUGAUAUUCCAUGGAGUGAUAUCAUUUUAAAGGAGAAAAUAGGAGCAGGUUCAUUUGGUACUGUUUACCGUGGCUACUGGCAUGACUGUGAAGUUGCUGUAAAGAUCCUUAUGGAAAAAGACUUUCAUCCUGAACUAUUCGGAGAAUUUCUAAGGGAGGUUGCGAUCAUGAAACGCCUCCGCCAUCCAAAUAUCGUUCUUUUCAUGGGCGCCGUCACAGAACCCCCAAAUUUUUCCAUAGUCACAGAAUACUUAUCAAGAGGCAGUCUGUAUAAACUGUUGCACAGACCUGGUGCAAGAGACGUUUUGGAUGAGCGGCGUAGAUUGACUAUGGCUUAUGAUGUGGCAAAGGGAAUGAAUUAUCUUCAUCGGCGCAGUCCUCCAAUUGUUCAUCGUGACUUGAAAUCUCCAAAUCUCUUGGUGGACAAGAAGUACACUGUCAAGGUCUGUGAUUUUGGUCUUUCGCGUUUAAAAGCAAAUACAUUUCUUUCAUCAAAGUCGGCGGCUGGAACACCUGAAUGGAUGGCACCAGAAGUUUUGCGUGAUGAACCAUCGAAUGAGAAAUCAGAUGUAUACAGCUUCGGUGUGAUACUGUGGGAGCUUGCUACAUUGCAACAACCUUGGGGGAAUCUAAAUCCUGCUCAGGUUGUGGCUGCUGUUGGUUUUAAAAGCAGAAGACUUGAAAUCCCACGCGAUUUGAAUCAUCAAGUAGCUGUCUUAAUUGAGGCUUGUUGGUCCAAUGAACCCUGGAAAAGACCUUCUUUUGCUAGCAUCAUGGAAAUACUAACGCCGUUGAUCAAACCACCGACAUCCCUACCAGUUCAUGCAACAGAUAUGUUAUCACCUACAUGACGUCGUAUUGGAAGUUCUACAUAUGCAAAUGUGUCAAAUAGUCCACAGGGUUCGAGUGUACAUAUAUUUCGUGUCGUCUUAAAGAAUACCACUGAUUCUUUCUGCAACCCAAAUAGAUUGGUUAAGGUUAUCCCAAACCAAUCCAAACCUGCUUAAUCAAAAAUUUCUGGCAGAAUAUUCAUGUAAGCUUGUAAGUAAUCUGAAAUUUCAGUUUAUGAAACGAAUGAAUUUAUUUUGUAUACUAUUAUAGAAUGAAUAUUUUCCCCAAUUCAACAACUGUUAUCACCUAAGGGGCGUAUGUGUCUAAACUCAGUUCAAUGUACUUGAUCCUUUUGUAGUACUAUACUACUAUUACUAUCUAUAAAUGAUGUUCAUCA